This is a messenger RNA of Cheilinus undulatus (humphead wrasse), 2140 nucleotides long. Its product is annotated as zinc finger protein OZF-like. The record is from RefSeq and is a predicted model, not a curated record. Gene Ontology annotation, molecular function: DNA-binding transcription factor activity, RNA polymerase II-specific; RNA polymerase II cis-regulatory region sequence-specific DNA binding. The coding region runs from base 648 to 1931 and encodes 427 amino acids. Gene Ontology annotation, biological process: regulation of transcription by RNA polymerase II. The transcript has 2 exons. Lineage: Eukaryota; Metazoa; Chordata; Actinopteri; Labriformes; Labridae.
CCAUCCAGCCGAGUGUCCCUGCCUCCUAUUUGUUUUAACUUAUGCUUAUUUUAGCAUUUUGAUUAAAAACGGACCGACAGACUCUCGUUCGGACACACUCUGUCUUCAGCAGCUUCGACAACCGCAAUCACACUCGGCUGGAAGUCACCUGUUAGCACAGUCGCUGUUCAAAUCACAACACCGGAAGUUCCCUUACUUUUUGUGGCUAACAUGCUAAUUCUUUCGGUUGUCACGUACGUCGCCGGUGGACACAUCUGGAUAAUAAUGGAAUUCGCGUUAAAAUAGAAGAGACUGUGUGGAAUUACAGCAGAGAGUUUUUCUGAUAUCGCGUUAGAAUUAUUCUGUGAAUUAGCGGAAUGUUAGCUUACUCGCAGGAAAUACACGGAGCCGGAACUCGGGCACAGCAUUGUCAGACGUGCAUCUACGGAGACCGAGGCUAAUACUUGCAGUUUACCUAAUCCAAAAAUGUCAACAAGAAGCAAUCUUAAAGGAUUACAUCAUUUUCUUAUUCGACAAUGUCAAACGCUGUCCCGCGCUGCUAGGGUGUUAGCUUGGCUGGUUUACUAGAAUUAGACGGAGGAGAGUAAACAUCAGCUCAUAUCAAGGUUUCUGGUCUGGCAUGACUGGGUGAAUGAUAUCUUGCAAACAUGUCUAAAGUGCAGUUGUUGAGAUCUUUAGUGAACCAGAGACUCACUGCAGCAGCUGAGGAGAUAUUCCAGCUGUUUGAGAAAACCAUAGCAGAGUAUGAAGAGGAAAUCUGUCGAUCAAAACAGAAACAUGGACAAGAGAAACCACAGGACGCUGUUUUCAACCUUGUAGUCGAGACUAGAGCAGAUGUUGAGCAGCUGACGGUGAGAAAAGAAGAGAUUUUCCCUGGGCAGCAGGAGUGGAGCUCCAGUCUGAACCAGGAGGACCCACCAGAGUCCCAAAUCAUUAAAAAAGAGGAGGACGAGCUCUGGAUCAAUGAGGAGGGGCAGCAGCUUAAUGAGCUGAUGAAGGCUGGUACCAACGAGUCCAUGUUCACUUCUGUUAUUGUGAAGAAUGAAGAUGAGGACGAGGAGAAACCGCAGUCCUCACAGCUGCAUGAAAACCAAACCAAAAAGAACAAAUACACGACUUUGCAGUGCUCUGAGUCUGAGACUGAUGACAGUAGCUGGGACUGGGAGGAGAUCAGGAGCUCUCAGUCUGGUCAGAAUGUCCUCCAAAGCAGUGAAGUACCUUCAAAUGAUACAGAGGGAAAUAACGGAGAAAUACAAAACAGCUCCUCUGAAUGUGCUGCAGCUUUAAGCCAGAAGACAAACCUGCUGAAAAACAACAGAAGCAAAACAGGAAUGAAACCUUUCAGCUGCUCAGUUUGUGGUAAACGAUACCUGCGGAAAAACUCCUUAUCUACUCACAUGCGACAUCAUUCAGAGGGAACACGCUUCAGCUGUUCGGUUUGUAAGAAGACUUUUCCAUGGAAAGGAGACGUGGAGAGGCACAUGAGAGUCCACACUGGAGAGAGACCGUUCAGGUGCGCCAUCUGUGGUGCAAGGUUUGCUCAGAGCUCGACUUUGACGUUACACUUAAGAACUCAUACAGGCGAGAAACCGUUUAGCUGCUCAGUUUGUCAAACGAGUUUCAGUCUGAGGAAUAACUUGAUUUUACACAUGAGAAGCCACACCGGAGAGAGGCCGUACAGCUGCUCAUUCUGUGGAAGGAAAUUUGCACUUCGAGGGAAUCUGAAACGACACCUGAUUGUUCACACAGGAGAGAAAGAGUUUAGUUGUUCGGUAUGUGGUCAAAGAUUUGCACAACGUGGAACUCUAAAGCGACACAUGACUGUUCACACCGGUGAGAGGCCCUUCAGUUGUUCUGUUUGUGGGAAGAAAUUUGCUCAGCAAGUUACUCUGACAAGACACAUGACAGUUCACACAGAGGAAACCCUGUAGCUGCAGCAAAAAAGUUGUUCCUCAGUAUCAUGAAGUACUAAAAAAAUCACAGUCUAUACCUGUUUCCUAAUUGCUGUUGGCAUUUCUAUGUUAAGUGUUCUGUUUUCUGUUUGCUGUCAGAGAUGUCCAAUCACUUAUCAACAGGCUUUGGUGUAAACAGAUAAAUUGUUGCAUGUUGACAACAAUAAACAGGCGUGACUUUGUCCGUG